UUUAACAAAACACGCCACAGUUGAUUUGGAUACCUCAUGUAAUAAUAAUAUUAAUAAUAAAAAUUCACCAAUAAAAGAAGACGCAAUACAUCAUCAUCAUACUGACAAAAGUAAUCAUACUGAUGACGACGAGGGUGUUAACACUUCUUCUCCGUCUUCGUCUUCAGCCAAUAAUGAAGAAGAGGAGAACAGGGAGGCGGAGGAGGAAGAGGACACUUCUCCAUCAGUACUUCCUGUAGCUGAUGAAUUGAGCAGGUCUACUCAACUCAAUGAUGAGAUGCAAGCAAAUAACAGUAUUGCUGAGACUACGGAUACCACCGAAACAACAACAACUGAUAAUAAUAAUAAUGACAGCAAUACAACACCAGCUAUAACCGAUCUCUUCUCCUUAUUUUUCGUUGAAGUCAGUCAAUUAAUUCAUACACGUAUAGUCCCAUGUGAAUUUGCCGAUGACAAUAUGCAAAUGUUGUUGAAAAAUUGGCGUAUAUGUUAA
Messenger RNA from Trichobilharzia szidati, 493 nucleotides. Lineage: Eukaryota; Metazoa; Platyhelminthes; Trematoda; Strigeidida; Schistosomatidae. The record is from the annotation of a GenBank genome assembly.